AUGAAAUUCUUCGAUGCUCCCGCCCCCAACCCAAUGGCGGUCCGUUUGUUCGUUCUGGAACGUGGCGGGCUCAACUUUGAUGUCGAAACUGUCGAUAUAAUGAGGCUUCAGAACCGACGUCUCGCAUUCCGAAAAAUCAAUCCUCGCGGAGAAGUUCCAGCCCUGCAGCUCGACAAUGGAACAGUCCUUACAGAGAUCACCGCGAUCUGCGAGUACUUCGAUGAAGUCGCCGUUGGAGGCACAUCCCUAUUCGGCAGCACUGCUGAAGAACGUGCCGAGACUCGCAUGCGGCUCCGAAGAAUGGACCUGGAAAUCUGUCAACCCAUCAUCUCUUGGUUCAGAAACGAUCCCGCCACUCUGGAUUUCUACAAGGGCACCCGACUCCCGACGCCGGAGGCCAGAGUCAACCAGAAGGUAUUGAUCAAUCAAGCCUUGAACAUGCUUGACGAUCAAUUGGAGGGAAAGACAUGGCUAUGCGGAGACAGGUUCUCGGCAGCAGAUAUUCACUUCUAUGGGUUGAUGAAGAUGAUGUCAAUGAAAGUUUGUGAUUGGAUGUUAUUGCCUGGCCGAGAAAACUUCUUGGCUUACUGGAAGAGAGUUGACGAAAGGGAGGCUUCUCGGACGGCUAUACAAAACUUCCCUGUCAAGGUCGUUGGGUGA
Messenger RNA from Penicillium salamii, 660 nucleotides. NCBI's taxonomy places the organism in Eukaryota, Fungi, Ascomycota, Eurotiomycetes, Eurotiales, Aspergillaceae. The record is from the annotation of a GenBank genome assembly.